CAUACAACGUUACGGACAAUAUAAAUAUGAGCCAUAGAAAUAUAACGUAGCUAGUUGCCGGAUUAACUUUGAGCAAGUAGUCCAAUUUUUUUACCAACACAUAAUAAUGGAGAAGGUCGCGUUUUUCGUUUUAGCACUCAUUGCUGUCGUAGUUGCAAAUGAGAUUGUAGAAGAGAUGGCAAAGAAAUUCGAGACCGAUUCAGCAACAGUACAGAAAUGUCUGGAUGACACUGGAAUUACGAUGGAGGAAUUAGGUACUUCAUUGAAAGAGUGGGCCGAAUUAAAGGACGAAGAUAUCAAUGAAAUGACUAAACAAUCUCUUAUGAAAUACGUUAAUUUCCUGGCUUGUAUGAUGGAGAAGAAUGAAAUGAUGAUCGAUUCGAAAUUGGUUGUUGACAAAAUCGUUGAAAGUGCUCAAAAUGACAAGGAUCUCUUACCACCUGUACCAAAGGAAGUUCUAACGGAAUGCCUGACUGCAUUGAACGAAAAUAGCGAAAUAUCUCGAGAAGACAGAGUCUUUGGUUUAAUGUUUUGCAUGAUGGAUGGUCAAACGGACAAAAAAUAAAAGAAGAGGAUUUUUGCGAGGUAUUUUGGAUGAGUUUCACAUUUGACAUGGUUUAAUAAAUUUGAUUUUGAUAAAUAACAAAGAUACAUAUAAAAUUUAAAGAGCAUUGUAAACGUCAAGUGAAACGCACCCUAUAUCGUCUGGAUCGCAAAUUGUAAUAUCUCUCGUAUAUAUUCUGUGCAUUUGUAGUACCAUAAAUGAAAAAUUUUAGCACCGGGGUUUAAACAAAAUAAAACAAUGUAAUUCAAUAGAUUAGUUGUUGCAGAUAUUAAAUAAAAACAAUUAGUUAAAUA
Molecule: messenger RNA, 858 nt
Organism: Solenopsis invicta (red fire ant)
Lineage: Eukaryota; Metazoa; Arthropoda; Insecta; Hymenoptera; Formicidae
Exons: 5
Coding region: 107-565 (152 amino acids)
Molecular function (GO): odorant binding
Source: RefSeq, a predicted model, not a curated record